UUAUCCAAACGCAACUGUUAUAACAUAUGAUAAAGUUAUUCAACAAAAAAUGUUUUCAAAUAUGAAGAAUAGUUUGCUUUUGUUUGUUCCUCUUAUGUUAAUAACAUUGUCUUUAAGUUCAGUCACAAGUGAUACCAAUAAUGAAACGAUUGUCACCAAUAGUAAUGCAGAAACUGUAGACAUCUGUCAGCACAAAGAUAUUGAGAUUAAUGAAGCCUUUUAUUUGAUUUCAAAAAAACAGUUGAAUAUCUAUCCAAAGGAUUCACAAUAUUAUUAUAGAGUUCAUGGCUUUGAAUACAAUCGCAACGAUUCGUCGUUUAAAUUUCAAUCAAUAGAUAAAGUCAACGACAAGAAUAAGUUUUGGGAACUCCAAGAGAUGCGAUUGCUUUUCACUAUCGACUAUCCGAUCGAUAAUAAACGACAGCAACGAAUACUAUGGAUGGGUUUGUCAGUGAGAGAUGAGAUCCCAAACAAACAGAUGGUUUCAUAUCUGUAUAACUAUGACGGCGAUACCAUUACGUCUAAAGCGCCCAUAAAUAUCAAUUAUUAUAAAUACAAACCACAAGAGGAACCGUUAAACUUACAGUCAAUUUUGGCUAAGUUUCCAUCGGAACAGCUCUUUGACCAUUUGUUGUCAAUCACAAGUUUUCCCCACUCACCAGAUCUGCCCAAUCGAUUGAUUGUCUACUAUAAGGAAACACCUCAAAAGAGUAAACAAAAUGAAUGCGUUGGCUGUUAUCGAUCCAAAAGGUAUAUCUUUGUCGAGAGUGUCGUCGAUUAUAAAGAGUACAAAGAGUCCGAUUGGAAUCACGACAAUACCAGUACAACACAUCCGUGCACUGACCUAAACGGCCGUAUUGUCAACGCAUCGAUGCCAUUGACUGAUUAUCUGAGUGAUAACGAUAGUCAUCAGUUUGAUUGGAUUGAGUUCUUUGGCGACAGAUUUCAUGUCAACAGAAUGUUUGUCACCAAAAACAAAGGAUAUAAAGUGGUAGACAAACGAAGUGAGGGAUAUAUUAUUUACGAUAUAUUCGGUUGUAAGGGUAGACCGAUUGAUCCGAUCACUGAGCAGACAACUACUGGUUCGGACACUAUUACCGGUCAUAACUCGGAUCCAAAUAAACCUCAGAAUAGUGGCAGUGAAAGUAAAGAAGGAGAUAAAGACAGCAAAUGGAGUGUUUGGUCAUCUCCGAAAAUAUCUAAAGAAAAGUCGCCAUCCAUUGAGGAACCGAUAGCUACGGCUUAA
This is a messenger RNA of Oppia nitens, 1246 nucleotides long. RefSeq lists its product as uncharacterized. The transcript has 4 exons. NCBI's taxonomy places the organism in Eukaryota, Metazoa, Arthropoda, Arachnida, Sarcoptiformes, Oppiidae. The coding region runs from base 50 to 1246 and encodes 398 amino acids. The record is from RefSeq and is a predicted model, not a curated record.